AUGCGCAGAAACGGCUUGACGCCAAAGGGGCGGGGCUUCCGGGCACGUCGUAUGCAUAUGACGCAAUCCCGCUUUGACGCAUGCGCAGAAGGCUUCCUGGCAAACCAGGGGCAGCGCAUGCGCAGAAACGGCUUGACGCCAAAGGGGCGGGGCUUCCGGCCUCGUGCGUAUGGGCUACGCAUACGGCCCCGGAAACAUCCGGCCCGGGAAAGGCGGGUUCACUGCCGGCCCGCGCGGCGCGCUGGAGCGGCCGUGGAGGUUCGUCCAGAAUCGUACGUUGACAAGUCAAGGGGAGCUGAACUGAAGUUUGCCACAGGCCAUAACACUUGUGUGUUCAUAGACCGCUUUCCUUGCUCGCUGCUUUCAGAUUUGAGCAUCUCUGCCAUGGACGUACCAGGAGAGCAGCAGCAGGACGUAGAGCACAAGCCAUUUAAACAACGCUUGGAUAAAGCUGCCAGUCCUGUGACUCCAGAAGCCGCGACACACGAACUGGGGAAAGAAGAAGAAAAGGUGUUCGAUCCAAAUGCUUUGGAUGCCGAUCGCUGUGAAAGCUGUUACGGGGCAGAGUCAGAGGACAUUCGGUGGUGUAAUACUUGUGAUGAUGUCAGAGAAGCAUACAGGCGACGAGGCUGGGCCUUUGAGAACCUGGAUAGCGUAAAGCUGUGCAAGAGGGAGGGAUUUUGCCAGAAAAUGCAAGAGUGGAAGAACGAGGGCUGCCAAGUGUAUGGUUCCCUAGAGGCUUCUUGGAUUAAAAGAACAGUUGUGCUUACAGCCUGCAAACAUCCUGGCCAUCCUUUUUUCACAUUGCCCAGUUGUUUGGAGAAAGACCCCACAGCUGUUCUCUAUGUUCCCAGUCUUUGAGUGUUCAAACCCAGGGCAAGGUGUUGUCAUUCAGGUACAAACAGCUCAGAGGGCUUAGACAAACUGAGCGGUCCCAAUGCAGAUGCAGGCAUCGGAGCCUUUUUUUAAGUCCUUAAAGGCUACUUGGCAUUUAGGGUUCUCUUUUGACCCCUUUGAGGUUUCACAAAGGGGUUUUACCAAUAAUCCAUAGUUAAGAAUUCAGUCUGCACCACCCGACCACACCCCAAAAUGCCCUCUGCUCUUGUUCAGUUCUUGCUUCUGGAGUUUGGCAGAUCACGUAUUUUCUGUCAGCUCACUGUCUCUGUUGUCCACGUGAAAUCUCAAAAUCUAAAUAAAUCAGUAUUUUUACCACCUGA
Falco peregrinus (peregrine falcon) is the source of this 1217-nucleotide messenger RNA. Its product is annotated as endoplasmic reticulum-Golgi intermediate compartment protein 3-like. Bases 1 to 861 code for a protein of 286 amino acids. The record is from RefSeq and is a predicted model, not a curated record. Gene Ontology annotation, biological process: endoplasmic reticulum to Golgi vesicle-mediated transport; retrograde vesicle-mediated transport, Golgi to endoplasmic reticulum. Lineage: Eukaryota; Metazoa; Chordata; Aves; Falconiformes; Falconidae. The transcript has 7 exons. Gene Ontology annotation, cellular component: COPII-coated ER to Golgi transport vesicle; endoplasmic reticulum membrane; endoplasmic reticulum.